CUGACACCAUGACAACCAGUGGUUGCAUGACAAUCAACCAUGACCCCGUGGACAGAGCAGACUGCUGGGCUCAAGUUAUCACCCAAGGGUUGCCAUUAUAUAUCUGUAUCUAGCCUGCAAAUAAUCCAAACAUAACAGUGGAAAAAGUAAUGCAAAGAAGUGAAGCAGCUGAAGGAAAACCACAGCAUGGACAAAGGAUGAUUUUUACAGGCCCAGAUGGAAUUGGAGACUACAGGCCAAGAUCAAAUUAUUUCCCCCGGUACAUCGGUGUGGGCGCCUCAUCACCUGAGGCCACAGGUGACCUCAGUUACUUGUGCCGAGCUGCACCACAUGCCCCGCCUCCCAUGCCUAAGCAGAGCUAUGUGGGGGAGGUUGGCUGGGGCUGGCAGUAUAAUCAGCUGUUGAACAGCGGGACGCUGCACAGCAAUAUGCAAAUUAAGAAAACUGAGUUACGGACAGCUUUGGAAGACAGAGUGACUCAAAGGUUCCAGAGUGAACAAAAGAAUAUGACGAAUGACUCACUCCAAGUCAACACCAAGUUUCACAGAGACAGUCAGAGCUAACAGCAGAUGGCAUUCUACUACCCACGGCGGCAGGAGGACCUGACUGUUAAUGAGAUGUGUCAUGUGUGAUUAAA
Molecule: messenger RNA, 637 nt
Organism: Micropterus salmoides (largemouth bass)
Lineage: Eukaryota; Metazoa; Chordata; Actinopteri; Centrarchiformes; Centrarchidae
Exons: 4
Coding region: 150-563 (137 amino acids)
Source: RefSeq, a predicted model, not a curated record